GGAUCCUUUCCCUGAUCUGUCUUCAUUUCUCUCCUUGACAACACUUUUCAUUCUCUCUCUCUCUCUCUCUCUCCUCCUGCUGCUACUUCUUGUCUCAGGUUUUCAUCUCAAUUCUUAACUCGGUUCUACAUGAGUCGAUCUGGAAGAAUAACUGCAAGCUAAAGCAAAGAGCUGGAAGCAAGCUCAUCCUAGCUAGAUCGAAUUAGGGUUUUGGAAGUUCAUAAAAAAGAAAAAAAGAUGUGUACCAGGGGCCACUGGAGGCCUGCUGAAGAUGAAAAGCUCCGAGAGUUGGUGGAACGGUAUGGACCCCAUAACUGGAACGCCAUAGCUGAAAAUCUCCAAGGAAGAUCAGGGAAGAGCUGUAGAUUGAGAUGGUUCAAUCAGCUGGACCCAAGGAUCAAUAGGAGCCCUUUCACCGAAGAGGAAGAAGAGAGGCUUUUGACUUCGCACAGGAUCCAUGGAAAUAGAUGGGCCAUAAUUGCAAGACUAUUCCCUGGUCGCACUGAUAAUGCAGUGAAGAACCAUUGGCAUGUGAUCAUGGCCCGAAGAUGUAGAGAAAGAUCAAAGCUUUAUGCAAAAAGGGCUGCUCAGACAUUAAUGAAUCAGCAAAAAUCUUCUUCCAAAGUACAAGAUCAGCUCCAGAACAACUGUACUGCUGAGGCAAGAAACCAGCUUGCGCCCUUGAUUGAAAAAUAUCGUGAACGAUUUAAUCAGUACCCUUUUGCAAAUUAUGAUCCCCAAUUUCCAAAAGAGUGGUUUUCUCAAGGUCGAAGUCCUUGUAUCGCUAUGCUUGAAGAUAAAAGGCCGCAGCCAAUUGAGUUUUAUGAUUUUCUUCAAGUAAAUACAGAGUCCAUUAAUGGUAGUGAAGUGAUAGACAACGCAAGAAGAUCAGAUGAUGAAGAGGUGAAUCAGCUGGAAGCAGACACAGAACAGAAGAUCAGCAAGGCUGGUCAUGUUCCAUACAUAGAUUUCUUUACUGUCGGAAUUGGCUCUUAAUUAGUAAGGUCGUUGUAGUGUCUGAAUUGAAAUAUCACAAUUACAUAUACGAAUCAAUUAAGCCUAGCUAACGUAUUUAUACCUCACCUAUAUAUAUAUACAUGCAUGUUGCUCGGUCCUGCAUUGACAGAAGAGAUCGAAGAAAAUGUACAUUUAAGGAGAUCACGCGUACGUAGCAUGUAGCUAGCUAGGCGUGUAAUAUCUAUCCUAUAAAACAGAUUUGUUUGUUCCUUUGCCA
Molecule: messenger RNA, 1234 nt
Organism: Juglans microcarpa x Juglans regia
Lineage: Eukaryota; Viridiplantae; Streptophyta; Magnoliopsida; Fagales; Juglandaceae
Product: transcription factor MYB54-like
Exons: 3
Coding region: 238-996 (252 amino acids)
Biological process (GO): regulation of DNA-templated transcription
Cellular component (GO): nucleus
Molecular function (GO): RNA polymerase II cis-regulatory region sequence-specific DNA binding; DNA-binding transcription factor activity, RNA polymerase II-specific
Source: RefSeq, a predicted model, not a curated record